This is a messenger RNA of Akanthomyces muscarius, 1317 nucleotides long. RefSeq lists its product as uncharacterized. NCBI's taxonomy places the organism in Eukaryota, Fungi, Ascomycota, Sordariomycetes, Hypocreales, Cordycipitaceae. The record is from RefSeq and is a predicted model, not a curated record. The transcript has a single exon. The coding region runs from base 1 to 1317 and encodes 438 amino acids.
AUGAAGGGCUCUAUCUCCACGUUGUUCACCAUUCUCCACGCUCUGGUGACGGUGGCCGCGGCGAGUUCAUGCUCUGAUGUUCUGCGCUUUGGAACCCCAGAAUCGGUCGGCAUGUUGUCAAAGCCGUUGAAAGAUAUGGUGAGCAAUAUAUCGCACUUUACGAAUGCCAGAAGCUGGGGUGCCCCGACACACAACGAAAUUCUGCCCAUUGAGCCAGGCGGAACUGUACUCAUUGCGUGCAAGGGCCGAAUCGUUAGCCACUUUGCCUUUGGGAAGCGAAAUCUCUGGGCCGCAGUCAAUGGCUACAGCGGCGACAAACUGCCUGCGUUGACGCAAGAAGACGCGACUAUUGACACCAUCUACGACAUGGCGAGCCUCACUAAGCUAUUCACAACGGUGGCGGUAUUGCGUUGCUUGGACAAGGAACUUGUGACGCUCAAUGGCACCGUCGUCACCUGGCUGCCAAAGUUUGGCGUCAAUGGAAAACAAGAAAUCACGCUGUUGCAGCUUCUGACUCACACAAGCGGUUUCGAUGCGGACCCCGCGGCUGGACUGUGGACGCCGCAAUUCCCAACCUACGCGUCGCGCAUCGACGCAAUCCUGUCCGCCAAGCCCAUCAACGCGCCGGGUGACAAAUACUUGUACUCAGACUUGAACUUUAUGACAUUGAUGCUCGUCGUAGAGGCGGUGACCGGGAAACAACAUGACGACGUUAUUAAAGAAUAUACCUCUGCCAUCGGUAUGCCAGAUACCUUUUUCAAUCGCGGCAAUGUGGAGGGCAGCCAGUUUCCUUACUACAGGCGCAUGGCGACGCAAGAAUUUCAAGCCGGCGUGCUGCCAGGGUACGAGCCGCCGCGCCCGCAACCGGUGCGCGGCACCGUACACGACGAGAAUGCGUGGGCGCUGUCGGGCGUGUCCGGGCACGCGGGGCUCUUUUCAACGGCGCUGGAGACGGCCAAGUUUGGGCAAAUGAUACUCAACAACGGCACUUAUGGCGGCAAACGAAUCUUGAGCCAGAGCUCGGUCGACCUCAUUUUUACCAACUUCAAUGCCCGGUUUGGCGACCGCAACGCGCACGGCGUGGGUUUUGAGCUGAAUCAGUACUACACGGCAGGGCCGAUGGCGAAUCUCCUGGCAGCGAGCCACACUGGCUUCACGGGCACGUCGCUGGUAAUUGACCGCGCGAGCGGCACGGUGUUUGUGCAUCUGGCGAAUCGAGUGCAUCCGUCGCGGAACUGGAGCAGCAAUAAUGCCGCGAGGGAGACGUUAGGGGCUUGGGUGGCUACGGCGCUGGGGCGGACGGUAGAGUUUCCUUAA